UCAGCUCUAUCGUAGUCUAACGACUGCUACACGAGUCAGUCAACAGUCGUGAUCUAUCAACACAACACGUUAACCGGUGAUUCUCCAGAAAAAGACAAAUAUAAAGUAUUUUAUCUCCGCGUCGACCCAAAAGGUAAUCCCAAAAUCUGAAACUUUAUUCAGUCAAUUCAGGCGGUGUCGUAAUAUUGAUUUCAUGGAUUAAUAUUUCGAUAAACAUCGGUUAUGGAAAACUUUGGAAAGGACCCAAGGGGCGUACCAGUGGACCAAAGAUGGUCAAAUCAGGCAUCAAACCAACCUCAUGAUGGGGCCGGAGGCGUUCCACCAAGACAGGGAACAGUGCCUGAAUUUCCAUCCGAGGCAUGGCAAAAUGUUUCCGGUGCUGCGUAUUGUCAGUACCCUCCACUACCUCCUAACAAUAGGUAUGAUUAUGUUGUGCAACCUGAUGUUGCACCUGAUUCAGCGUCGACAAGCCGGAGGGGUAGUGCUCAAGAACAGACAGAGGAAUUCACAAUUCAUGCAAGAACUCUGGAGAAGCUAGUAGCUGACUAUAUUGAACAUGACGACAGCACCUAUGUACCUGACCCAGCGUUACUACAUCCGGAGAUUCGAAAAAAAAAACCUGAAUUCACAAUUUGUGGAAAAGAUCUGGACCAGCUUAUGGAAGAGUACGUUUCAAGUCCAGACACAUCCGAGGAAUAUAAUCCAACGUCGACGCAUGCGGAGGGUAGUUUUCAAGAACAGAAAGAAUCAUCCGCAUUUCAGGAAAGCCAUUCGGGGCAGCGAAUGGAUGAGCAUGUUAGACGUAAAGACGGCUAUUGCUAUUCACCUGUAAAAAAACGUUCAUUCACAUAUCAUGCGGAGCCGCAAAGACAUAGGCAUGUUGAAGGUGACCAAAGGGCCGACGGGAGUUAUGCAAUUCCGUCAACUUCGAAGGAUUCUAAACAAGAACGCCCAAUUUCCAGAAAUCUUGCCCAACUUGCGAAGCAACUAAUCAACAACAGCCCGAAAUUAAGCCGUGAUCAUGAUUUUCGUACGGAGGCGUGUUAUUAUCACUAUCGUAGAUGUUUCGAUGUUGACAUUAGUGAUGAAUCGGAUGGUUCGGAAUCAUCGGAGGAGGGACAAGAGCACCAUGUAGGGGCACCUGGGGUAGACAGUAAGAAAAAAGAACGGCGGCAGAGACGCGAGAAUCAACAGGCAUCUGAGGCAGAAACAGCGAAAAAGAAGUCGGCUGAAGUUUAUUUCCGAAAUAGAUCUUACAAAUGCGCACUGGAACAGUAUAACUAUUUGCUCAAGAUUCACCCGAACAAUGAGAAGUACUUGGUUAGUCGAUCAACAUGCCACAUGAUGAUGAGAAACCACUGUGAGGCUAUCAACGAUCUUAGAGACGCCCUUGCCAUACAUUCAAAAUUUUUGAAAGGAUAUUACCGUCUGCUAGUGUUUUGUCUGAUAACGGGAAGAAUUGAGGGAAUUUUCACUUUUUUUGUGGCGAUGGAGGAAAUCUAUGCAUCUGAUCCAAUGUUGGCCGCGGCACGUGAAGGAGUACGAAAAUUGGAGAAAUACGUGCUUUUGGAAAGUCAAGCGCGAGAGAAGAAAAGUUAUACUUUGGCUCAAGCAUGCAUUGAACGCAUCCUCGAUGUAUCUCCAUGCAACAUAAAAUACAAACUACGAAAGGCUCAAUAUCUUGCAUACGAAGGAAAUUUUGAAUCAUCUGACAAAAUUGCCAGGUCCAUCCUGGAGUACGACAAGAACAAUGCGAUGGCCAAAUACGUUCUCAGUCUUCACAUGUACCAGAUAGAUCUGCAAGAGACACUGGAGUUUCUGAAGCCGGUGGUUUUACGUACACCGAAACUGCUGCAAGCCGUGAACCUUUAUCACAGAACAAAAACAAUACUGAACUUUAUAGAACGCGGUACCGUGGCAUCCCAGGGGGGACAACUUCGUGAUGCUCACCAUUUUUACGUCCAGGCGUUGAGGAUAGAUUCAUUCAAUCGAAACCUCAAGUUGAGUGUGCUUAACAAGAUGGCUGUGAUAUCUCACCAGCUUGGCAUGUAUGCCCAAGCUAUGUCUGAGUGUGAUAGAGUUUUGCAGAUUGAUCAGAAUAACAUAGCAGCCUUGGCCACAAGAGGCAAGUGUCAUAUGGAACUUCACAAUUACGAAUUAGCAGCGAAUGAUUACGAUAAAUGUUGCAGCAUUAGUGGUUCAGCUCAAUACAGAAAACAGUUGAUGAAAGUCACACGAAAGCAGCAGGAUGAAGAGGCCUUUGCGAAGGCGGAAAGGGACUGGAUAGAACUCGAGGAAGCUGCCCGAGAGGCGGCUCAAGGAAGGGAUUUUCACGAAUAUUUCAUCGAAAUGCUGAAUAUAUACGCGGCAGAGAGUCUUCCUACCUUUGCGGCACUUGUAAAUGAAUAUACGAACUGGUGGAGAUGUCAUACGGAGCAGGGCGCAAAAAUGCCAAGGAUCCAACCAGUCGGGUCAGGUGAUCAUUAUGCUACUCUUGAACUGACACCGCUAGCCACGGAGGAGGAAAUCAAGAUAGCUUACAGGAGAUUAGCGAAAAUUCAUCAUCCCGAUCGUCAUGUAAAUGCAUCUCAAGGUGCGCAACAAUCGCAUGAACUGAAGAUGAAGCGUAUCACUCAGGCUUGUCGGGCGCUUCUCGAAUCGAUGGGAACGAAAUUCUAGUUCUUUCGAAAUAUUUUUAUGGACUGACUUGUAUUUUAAGAUAUUUUAGGAUCUCGUGGGCCAAGAGAACGCAUUUUUAAUGUUUGGCCACUUUUAAUGGGUGAUGUAGAAUGUUGUAGCGAUACAAAAUGACGUUCUUCAAGCUUUAAGUUAUCGAUACUUAAAAUUCUAGAUAAUAGUUUUAUACUAUUCAAGUUUCUAAUUUAUAUUAGUAUGAAGAGUUUAGCAAUACUCUGCCAUUCGAGGGUUAGUCAGUGACGAAUUAAUGAAAUUUUAUAUUUUCUGGGAAUGUAGAAUUGAAUGGGGUUUACAAUUUUUUAAAAGGAUUUUAGUCUGAGCCUGAAAAUUUAUUUAUAUCGAUAUUCGGACUGGAGUUUCAUUGUGAACUGGCACUUUACUAUAUCUUGGGGAUCAUUUUAAUUCACAUUUUGACGCGUUUUGAGACACUCUUCUAGCUUCUACAUCUCGUCGACGUAUUUUCAUACAAAUAAUGAGGAAGAUAUAUGUGAAAUUGUGACGUUAUUACAGAUGACUCGACAAAUAGUCCAAAAUUCAGAAUAUACAGCUUAAACUUAGUUAAGGAUUUGCUUCGCGGUUGAAACUCCACAGUCGAAUGUUCUCCCCAACAUCAACUGGAGUUCUCUUGCCACGAUCCUCCGGUUCUUCAAAUGUUGCGUGCAAAUCCUCACAUGCAAUUACUUGCGAGUUAUUAUCGAUAUUUCUGUACCUAUAGAAUUUCGCCAUUACAGCCAGUAUUAUCAUAUCAACUGCCAUCAGCCCAGCGAAGAAGAAGAACUCCGACGCCUAUAUAGAAAUAACAUAGUACAAUUUACUUUCUCAGCAUGUAAAUCAUUGUAAUUCAUAUACUUCCUUUUAGAAAAUACAUAUCUAAGAAUUAGUCCUCAGAGAA
Molecule: messenger RNA, 3589 nt
Organism: Diachasmimorpha longicaudata
Lineage: Eukaryota; Metazoa; Arthropoda; Insecta; Hymenoptera; Braconidae
Product: dnaJ homolog subfamily C member 7-like
Exons: 7
Coding region: 223-2679 (818 amino acids)
Molecular function (GO): protein binding
Source: RefSeq, a predicted model, not a curated record